CAGCGCGCAAGUGACGCAAGCGCGUCUUCUCUGAGAAGUUACUGCUGUUUGCGCAACUGUCGGUGGAGAUAGCAGUCUGACAUCGCUGGGAGGAAAAUGUCCUGUUGGUUGAGGGAACAAACAUUGAUGCUGGUAGAAGAUUACAUCGGGUUCUGCAGUGGGAUCCAACAGACGCCUCCCAGCGAGUCAGCAGAGGCCAUGAGAUGCCUAGCCAAAGAGAUGGAGCAACAGCACAGAACCAAAUUCCGAGCUCUCUCCCAAGAAUUCAUUGAUGCCUGUGGAUCGGAUCCCAGCAAGUGUCUGCAGAGCAUUAUGAGGGAACUGGUGGUAGAUGGGAAACUGAACUGGGGUAGGGUGGUCUCCAUCUUUACUUUCACUGGAGUGCUGGCCAGCGAGUUGUCCUCCAGAGGAGAAGAUUGCGAGGGCUCCUGGAGACUGGCCGAGACCAUAGCUGACUAUCUGGGAGGGGAAAAACAAGACUGGCUGGUGGAAAAUGGAGGCUGGGAGGGUUUCUGCAGGUUUUUCCACAAUGCAAGACAGCUGAACCAAGAGUCGUCGAUGAAGACAGCACUGUUCGCAGCGGCUGGAGUGGGUUUAGCUGGCCUAACCUUUCUCUUAGUACGCUAACAUUUUAGUUGCUAUUCUCUUUCACACACACACACCUGCCCUUUUGUUUUCUGUCAUUGGACGAGGUAAAAAUGGCUCUUAAAGAGAAACCGGUCGUCAAGUUCUCAGACGAAUGUUUUUGCACAUUUUUCAAUGUCCACACCUGUAACUGUAUCAACUGGUCAUUCAUACAUACAUGUUGAUUGUACAUUCUUAACAUGGCCUUCAGGAAACAAGAUUGAAGUUCUGAUUCUUUACAUAUCUAAUAUGGUGCUUUUGAUUUUGUAAUUGCUUUUGACACUUGUUCCUGUGUAAAUCUUGUUAGUUUAGAUAGCAUUUACAGUUAAUUUUGUGAGAAUGAAACAACAGUUUGUAAUGUUUUUUUCAGUCCAAGAUGCUUUACUGAACGCAGUCCCAAACCAUUGACACAUGAGACAAAAAGUGCAUAUACUUCAUAAUGAUAGAGCAGUUCUUGACAGGAUGAGCAGUUUGACCAAUUUUCGCUUUGUAAUGUCAUUUGUGUUAAAGGUGGUAGCUUGUUCAACUCAAGCAUCUGUGAUAUUCUGCCCAAUCAUAAGUGACCAUUUUACGUUGUAAAUGUAUUUAUUUACCUCUUUCAGAAGUUAUUACUGUUUAGGCAAUUCCCAACAAUUUAAAAACAUUAUAUUUUUGCAUUGUUUUAUUUAUUAACUUCUUUCUUAAUAAAAUAAUUUUACU
This is a messenger RNA of Xyrauchen texanus (razorback sucker), 1323 nucleotides long. RefSeq names its product BCL2 like 10 (gene bcl2l10). The record is from RefSeq and is a predicted model, not a curated record. Gene Ontology annotation, biological process: extrinsic apoptotic signaling pathway in absence of ligand; intrinsic apoptotic signaling pathway in response to DNA damage; regulation of apoptotic process. Bases 97 to 627 code for a protein of 176 amino acids. Gene Ontology annotation, molecular function: protein homodimerization activity; protein heterodimerization activity. Gene Ontology annotation, cellular component: mitochondrial outer membrane. The transcript is spliced from 3 exons. NCBI's taxonomy places the organism in Eukaryota, Metazoa, Chordata, Actinopteri, Cypriniformes, Catostomidae.